CUUUGUGAAAAGAAAAGCGUGAGCUUAGCACUUGCGUUCCCAUAUUAUUAGCAUGGCUGAUGUAAAGCAGAUUUUGGGCGAUCUAAAUGAGGAUUCAUUCGUAACUCUUUUGAAGAAACUGAUCGGCGAGUCGAAAUAUGUACAGAACAACCCACCGGAGCUUAUCCCGGAGGAAGACAGGAAUGUGAAACAUGUUCUUGAUAUCCUUAAUCCAUUUAGCACCAACAAUGGCGGACCACUGAUCAUCAAUCAUAUUGUUUAUACUCCUAAUAGGGGUAAUCUUAUUGUGGAGUAUCCUGGUACUGACCCAAAAAAAGUUGUAUCUUUUGUUGGAAUGCAUCUGGAUGUGGUUACUGCCAAUCCUGAUGAAUGGAAAUUUGAUCCGUUUUCAUUGAGCAUCGAUGAUGAUAAACUUCAAGGACGUGGAACUACUGACUGUUUAGGUCAUGUGGCUCUUGUUACCGAGCUUAUGAAGAGGUUGGGAGAGACAAAGCCAAAAUUGAAAUCGACAGUGAUUGCUAUUUUCAUAGCGAGUGAAGAGAACUCAUCUAUCCCUGGAAUUGGUGUGGAUGCAUUAUAUAGGGAUGGAUGGUUUGAUAAUUUAAAGCAAGGCCCUUUAUUCUGGAUUGACGCAGCGGAUAAACAACCAUGCAUUGGUACUGGUGGAACUAUACCGUGGAAACUUGAGGUAAUCGGAAAGGGUUUCCACAGUGGUCUCCCCAACAAGGCUAUCAAUGCUUUGGAACUUGCUAUGGAUGCACUGAAAGAAAUUCAGUCCCGCUUCUAUAGAGAUUUCCCUCCCCAUCCAAAAGAACAAGUCUAUAAAUUUGAGACACCAUCCACCAUGAAACCAACUCAGUGGUUUUAUCCGGGGGGUGGAAUCAACCAAAUUCCUGGUGAGUGCACUGUGUCUGGAGAUGUUAGGUUGACUCCAUUUUACAAUGUAUCAGAUGUUAUAAAGAAAUUACAAGAAUAUGUUGAUGACUUGAAUGCCAAUAUCGAAAAACUUGAUACUCGAGGCCCUGUUUCAAAAUAUGUUCUCCCAGAUGAGAACCUAAGGGGAAGAAUGACUAUAACUUUUGACGAAACUUCAUCUGGCGUUGCUUGUGAUCUCAAUUCUCUGGGGUAUAAAGUACUAUCCAAAGCUACCGAAGAGGUAGUUGGUUAUUUAGAACCAUAUUCUAUAACCGGUAGUUUGCCAUUGAUAAGAGAUCUCCAGGACAUAGGUUAUGAUGUUCAAUCUACUGGCUACGGCAUAAUGGAUACAUACCAUGCAAAUAAUGAAUAUUGUCUACUGUCUGAUAUGUCCCAAGGUUACCUGGUCUUUGCAAGCAUCAUCGCACAGUUGGAAUAUAUAUGAGGUUCGAACGAAUAUCAACAUCCAGAUCGUUCCAACAGCCAACUCAAUAGCAUUUUGGUGAAUCUUUGUCUUUUGAGGACAAUCUCUUUGUUUUGUUUCAGUUGUUUAUGUCUUUUGUUUAGACAACUAGAGUUAGUUGGGGGCUUGUCCCAACAACUCAUCUUAAUAAAGG
Messenger RNA from Solanum tuberosum (potato), 1532 nucleotides. Its product is annotated as acetylornithine deacetylase-like. Gene Ontology annotation, molecular function: hydrolase activity. The transcript is spliced from 11 exons. Bases 53 to 1360 code for a protein of 435 amino acids. The record is from RefSeq and is a predicted model, not a curated record. NCBI's taxonomy places the organism in Eukaryota, Viridiplantae, Streptophyta, Magnoliopsida, Solanales, Solanaceae.